Orycteropus afer afer is the source of this 555-nucleotide messenger RNA. RefSeq names its product methionine sulfoxide reductase B2 (gene MSRB2). Gene Ontology annotation, biological process: protein repair; response to oxidative stress. The record is from RefSeq and is a predicted model, not a curated record. Gene Ontology annotation, cellular component: cytoplasm. Lineage: Eukaryota; Metazoa; Chordata; Mammalia; Tubulidentata; Orycteropodidae. Gene Ontology annotation, molecular function: peptide-methionine (R)-S-oxide reductase activity.
AUGGCGCGCCUGCUCUGCGUGCUCUCUGGCCUGCCGUGGCCAGAGGCUCCUCUGCGGGCAGUGCGGAGCCUUGCGGACAGCGGAGGCCUCUGCUCAAAGGCCAGAAACGGGGACGCAGGGCCUCUAACAAAGUGUGAGCCAUCUCUUGCUAAGAGUGACUGGCAAAAGAAAUUAACCCCAGAGCAAUACCACGUCACAAGGGAAAAAGGAACUGAACCGCCUUUCAGUGGGAUGUAUUUGAAUAACAAGGAGUCAGGAAUGUAUCACUGUGUGUGCUGCGAUAGCCCACUCUUCAGUUCUGAAAAGAAGUACUGCUCUGGCACUGGGUGGCCUUCAUUUACUGAGGCUCAUGGUACAUCUGGCUCUGAUGAAAGUAACUCAGGGAUCCUGAGAUGUCUGGACACCUCAUUAGGAUCUGCUCGCACAGAGGUUGUCUGCAAGCAGUGUGAAGCUCAUCUUGGCCAUGUGUUUCCUGAUGGACCUGGGCCUACUGGUCAGAGGUUUUGCAUCAACAGUGUGGCUCUGAAGUUUAAACCAAGUAAACACUGAUUAUCU